CGACUAUAGCUUAACUACUGCUACUUUGUUCUUUCUCCAAAUUCUUCUACACAUUCUUCGACUGAUACAGUCAAUGAUUCGAGGAAACCUCUUAGUUGGUUUAAUUUCCUUUCUUUUAAUCGUUAAUGUUUCAGCGGUGUCGUCGGCCACAUUUACUAUGACAAACAAGUGUAAUCUAACAGUAUGGCCAGCAAUAAUCUCAUCAAGUGCUACUUCAACAGGAAUAUCUCCUCUUAAUACAACGGGAUUUCCAUUACUUAAAGAUGAAUCUAGAAUUUUAACCGUUCCGUCGUCAUGGACUGGUCGGCUGUGGGGUAGAACCCAUUGCAGUUCAGAUUCAACAGGGAAUUUUUCUUGCAUAUCAGGUGACUGUGGUUCAGGAAAAGUAGAAUGUUCAGGCAGAGGUGCAACACCACCACUGGCUACACUAGCUGAAUUCUCAUUAAACGUUCCUUCGGGACUUGAUUUUUACGACGUUAGUUUUGUAAACGGUUUUAAUCUGCCGAUGUUGGUGGUUCCCAAAGGUGGAAAAAGUGGGAACUGUAGUACCACUGGUUGUGUUGUGAAUUUGACUGAAGUUUGCCCGAAUGAUUUAAAAGUAACGAGUCAAGAUGGUAGCAAAGUUGCAUGCAAAAGCGCGUGUCAAGCCUUCGGUGAUCCUCAGUAUUGCUGUACUCGAAAUAGAAAUUCGUGCAAACCAUCUAUUUACUCUGAGUUCUUCAAGAAAUCUUGUCCUCGUGCUUAUAGUUAUGCGUUGGAUGAUUCAACCAGCACUUUCUCGUGUGCUUCUGCAAAUUAUGUUAUCACAUUUUGCCCUCCAUUAUCCACCAUUAAAAGAGGCACGAAAACUCCAGAGACAGCAAGCGGUGGAAAAAGUCCAGAAGUAGUAGGUGUAUCAUCAUCCUCACCCCAGCCCGUCUCAUGGGUGCAAUUUCUUGGCGGUGCGGUCUCUCUUUACAUUUCAACAUCGUCUAGUGGCAGUAGUCUUUGGAGAAUCAUUAUUUUAUUUUAGCUAGGAAAUGAAUUUGCUGAUUCAUAUUUGUGCUAGCUAGAUCUAUAUGGAGUAAAUAGGUGGAUCGAUAAUCAUGUAAUUUACAUCCCAGUUUUCCUCCACACAUGCACAUACAAAACGUUUUUUGGUUAUUUUAACUAGUGAAAAUGCAUGUGCGAUGUUUAUGUUUGAAUUUGAUUCUUUUAAUAAA
Papaver somniferum (opium poppy) is the source of this 1202-nucleotide messenger RNA. Its product is annotated as thaumatin-like protein 1b. Gene Ontology annotation, biological process: defense response. The transcript is spliced from 3 exons. The record is from RefSeq and is a predicted model, not a curated record. Gene Ontology annotation, cellular component: extracellular region. NCBI's taxonomy places the organism in Eukaryota, Viridiplantae, Streptophyta, Magnoliopsida, Ranunculales, Papaveraceae. The coding region runs from base 74 to 1012 and encodes 312 amino acids.